AUGUCUAACAAAUUAGCCGAUUAUAUCUUCUUCCGUUUGCAUCAACUAGACAUCUUCGGUGUGCCAGGCGACUACAAUCUCCGAUUACUCGACUAUAUUGAGCCAUCUAGCCUUACCUGGAGAGGCAACUGCAAUGAGCUGAAUGCUGCCUAUGCUGCGGAUGGAUAUGUACGGGUCGAUGGCCUCUCUACUCUCGUCACGACGUUCGGUGUCAGAGAAUUAUCCGCUAUCAACGGCAUUGCGGGUGCUUAUACUGAAAAGGCACCUAUCAUUCACAUUGCUUGCACAUCUGGACGGAAGCCCCAAGAGCCUCGGGCUCUAGUGGAUUUGAAAGACCCCUGGCUGGUACCCGAUCAGCUCGACUGGGUGUUGCAAGAAGCGCUAAUUCGUAGUCGACCUGUAUUCUUACAAGUUCCAGAUGACAUGGUAGAUGUCCUUGUGGAGAGAUCAAACUUGACCUCAAUGAUAUGCAUGCCCUUUGCUCCGGCUACUGGACAUAUAUAUACAGCUGAACGACCGUUAGUACUAGUGGAUGGAGAAAGCCGACCCAUGAGUAUCUUGGGCCAUUUUGAUAUCCUAGUGAAGACAAAAGAAUGGCCCACCUGGACAACAAUCUUCGGCAAAAGCCUGGUCAACGAACAACUCCUGAGUCUUGACUCGGCAGACUUAAUCCUCAACCUACUUCCCCGUUACAGCGACACAAACAGCCAAAGCUUCACCACUCUGCCCAAUCCAACCGCGACAAUCGCCUUCUCGCACACCUAA
Aspergillus alliaceus is the source of this 765-nucleotide messenger RNA. RefSeq names its product thiamine diphosphate-binding protein. The transcript is spliced from 4 exons. Bases 1 to 765 code for a protein of 254 amino acids. Lineage: Eukaryota; Fungi; Ascomycota; Eurotiomycetes; Eurotiales; Aspergillaceae. The record is from RefSeq and is a predicted model, not a curated record. Gene Ontology annotation, molecular function: thiamine pyrophosphate binding; carboxy-lyase activity.